Molecule: messenger RNA, 2679 nt
Organism: Culex pipiens pallens (northern house mosquito)
Lineage: Eukaryota; Metazoa; Arthropoda; Insecta; Diptera; Culicidae
Product: SET domain-containing protein SmydA-8-like
Exons: 3
Coding region: 180-1667 (495 amino acids)
Source: RefSeq, a predicted model, not a curated record
UACAAGGGGGCCAAAAACAACGCUCCGUGCCAAUGUUAUUAAUAGUCCGACCAAUCUGCGUGAACGCUUUGUCUCUAUAAUCCUGUUCGAGCGCGCACUUGAUGGGCGAGCGAAAAAUUCUGCUCAGAAAAGUGGUGGCACUUGAUCGAGCCAGGUUGUGCAGGCCGUGAUAUAAUACGAUGAGUGCGGAACUGUACAAGGUGCUGGAAUGUCCGGAGAUGGGCCGGUACGGAGUGGCGUCCCGUGACCUGCGAGCUGGAGAAAUUGCCUACGAGGAUACGCCGUUUGCGAUCGGACCGAGCGUUGGGAGUGCGCCGUUGUGCUUGGAGUGUGCCUGCCCGGUAGAUGGCUGUGCCGGCGGAGCUCGAUGUCCCCGGUGUGGAUGGCCACUGUGCGAAGAGUGUGGAGCUGAGAGUGAAGCAAGUGUGUACCACAAGGCAGAGUGCGAGUUGUUUGCGAAGCACGGAGUCAAGUUUCAAAAUGUGGAAGAUUCUUCCGAAGCGUGUGUACAGUUGGAUUGCAUAACUCCGUUGAGGGUGUUGCUCGCGAAGGAAGCCAACCCAGACCGGUGGAAUGCGGAAAUCGUCAUGAUGGAAGAUCAUCGGGCAGAGCGAGACGGAAAUGCCUUCUGGAAGGCGGAUCAGAGCAACGUGGUAGCAUUUCUGCGGGAUAGUUGUGGACUGAAGGAUCGCUGCUCCGAGGAACUCAUCCAGAAGGCGAUUGGAAUUUUGGACGUGAACGCAUUCGAGGCGCACACUUGUUCUCUGCGUGGUCUCUACCCCAAAAUGGGUAUCAUGGCGCAUUCGUGCGUUACCAACGUGGCUCACACGGUGCAUCCGAGUAAAGGUUACAGGCUCAUUGCGAGGGCAGCGGUCGAUAUUGAGGAGGGUGCAAUGUUGUGCACAACCUACACGCAUUUGUUGGCCGGCACCAGAACCAGGCAGGCGGAACUCCAAAGAACAAAGUAUUUCACCUGCCAGUGCAAGCGAUGCCUGGAUCCGACAGAGCUUGGGACGCACUUUAGCUCGAUGAAGUGCCAAAAGUGUGACAACGGACUGGUCGAAUCGACUAAGCCAACAGACGAGGAAGCCGAAUGGAAAUGUACCCACUGCGAACACAAACUCAAAGGAGCCUUAAUAGCCAAAGCCAUUCAAGUUAUGCAGGCGGAAAUCGACGAACUAGCCUACAUGGAGUACGGCUCAGAACGCCUGGAAAGCUUCGAACGGGUGUUCAAGAAGUACCGUAGUUUGCUCCACCCCCUCCACUUCAUCAACACCUCAAUUCGACACAGCCUGAUCGAGCUGUACGGAAGAAUCCCAGGCUACAUGAUGCAGGAGCUGCCCGACAUCCUGCUCGAAAGAAAGAUCGAGCUGUGCAAAGACAUCCUUCGUGUGAUCGACGUGUUCGAACCGGGAAAAUCACGAUCGCGUGCGAUGUUGCUGUACGAACUGCACGCGCCAAUCGUGGUGCUGGCGCAGUCCGAGUUUAGCCAGGGCAGUUUGGGGGGCGAACCGCUGAAAAAACGGCUGCAAGAAGCCGUCCGGCUAUUGGAGGAAUGUACGGAGAUGCUAGAGUGGGAAGAUCCUACAACGCCAGAGGGGACGUUGGCGGAUGUGGCGAAACAGUCGCUGGUUCAGUUGAAACGAACGGUUCAAGUGCUGCCUUGAGCUGACAGACUGUGCGAACCUAUGCUGAUUAGGGUGCCCAGAAUAUGGGACUUUUUUUCAAAACCUCGCUCCACAAGCUGAAUAUUGUUAGGACUCUGGGCCAAAUAUGAGCAAAAUCGGUCAUCAUUUACCCAUUGAUACUCGAAGGUGAAGUUUGUAUGGGAAAAAUCGAAAAAAUGUAUGGAAAACCCAAGUUUCUUACGGUUUGGUCUGCACGGUGCGCUACUUCCACCCAAAUAUUCCCAAAAGUGAGAUUCUUAUUGAAAAUUUAAUGCUCUGCAACUUUGUAGAAUAUACCAAAACUGUAAAACUCGAUCCUGAAAAGUUAUUAACGAUUUAAAAAAGUCAUUUUAGUAUGAAAAACAUUUUUUUCGCAAACUUUAGGCUCGGGUAUCAAUGGGUUAAUCCAAAGGGCAAUUCACUUCUGAUAUUGCACCAAUAUGAAGCCAAUAUUGGAGUCGAUACGGUAUGCAGCCAAGGAAUACUGCGCGAGUAUUAUGCGUGUAUGAUAUUCACGCUGAUAUUUGGGUAGAUAUGACCUCAAAUACGACGAAUAUGGGGUCUAUAUCGUCAAUACGGUAUGCAGACAAUGAGAAUAUUAUGAACGUAUGAUACGCGUAUGCAGUAUACUCGAAGUGAUUAGCCCCUAGGGUUAAUCUCAUGCAAUUUCGCUCAAAAUUUACACAGAUGCUUAAAAUAACCCAAAAAACCGUUUUCCGCUUGUGGAGCAGGGGGUCAUUUUUUCUGGGCACCAUAAUGCUGAUGUACGGAAAUUUCUUGAACUAUCUCAGCAGCUGGAGUGAAAAUAUUUCUUGAGUUCUCUUGUAUUGAUUUGCGUUGACAGCUUUAAGGUUCGAAAAGUGAUCGAUGCGUACGAGCUUUUUACUCAUGUAUAUUUUAUAGAAAGAAUUAAAAUAAGGAUUGUAUUUUACUGUGAAAUUAUGCUUUUGUUGAAAAUAAAAAAGUGGUUGAAAAAAUUAUGAAUAAAAAAAAUCCUUCCCGAUGAAAAAUG